Messenger RNA from Williopsis jadinii, 1586 nucleotides. Its product is annotated as kinesin-domain-containing protein. The transcript has a single exon. Gene Ontology annotation, biological process: cytoskeleton-dependent intracellular transport; microtubule-based movement. The record is from RefSeq and is a predicted model, not a curated record. The coding region runs from base 123 to 1556 and encodes 477 amino acids. Gene Ontology annotation, molecular function: microtubule binding; microtubule motor activity; ATP hydrolysis activity. Lineage: Eukaryota; Fungi; Ascomycota; Saccharomycetes; Phaffomycetales; Wickerhamomycetaceae. Gene Ontology annotation, cellular component: microtubule; kinesin complex.
CGACCUGUGAAGCGGGACCGGUUUGUUUUGAUUUCGGUGCGACAGAAAUGUAAACAAAGGCCACGGUUCAGCACAAACACUCCACGGCGGGUAGGUCAACAGCGUGGCGGAUCAGUUUUAAGAUGAAGGACAACGUUCAGGUCUUCGCUAGGGUUCGUCUGAAGCUGAAAAGAGAAGAAGGGCAGGCGGUUCUCGUGGAGAUGAAAGAUCAAACAACAACGUUGAUGCCUCCACGGUUACCUGUCAAUUCAUCACCUUCGAAGAAACAGAUUCAAGAGCCCAAGGAGUUCCAUUUCGACCACUCGAUGUGCAGUUUGGAUCCAGUGGACGAGUGCUUCGUUUCGCAGGAGAAGUGUUUUGAUCUAUGUGCUGGUGAGUUGUUAAAGCAUACGUUGAACGGUUACAAUACGUGUAUCUUUGCAUACGGCCAAACAGGGUCAGGUAAGUCUUACACGAUGAUGGGCACGCAGAGAGAGCCAGGUAUUAUACCUAGAUGCUGUGAAGAGUUGUUCGAUGCGUGUACUGCGAUGCCGGAGAGCUCCAAGGCUCAAAUGACGGUAUCGUUCUUUGAGAUCUACAACGAACAAGUACGUGAUCUAUUAAAGACUCACGAGGUGAACAGCCAGCUGAGGGUCCGAGAGGAUCCAGUGACCGGUCCCUACAUAGAGGGACUACAAAGCUUCCCAAUACAAGUUGUGGAUGAUUUCGUCAACUAUAUGAAAAUUGGAAACAAGAAUAGAACAACCGGCGCUACAAAGAUGAAUGACAAAUCUUCAAGAUCACACGCGGUCUUCACAGUCUCCAUCAGAAUAACAGAGUUCGAUUCCAACGAGUACCUAGUGAGAGAAACGAACUCAUGUCUUAGAUUGGUUGAUUUAGCCGGCUCAGAACGUGCUGAUGCCACAGGUGCCACAGGCGUUCGUUUCAAAGAAGGUUCCAACAUAAACAAAUCAUUGACGACGUUGGGUAGGGUAUUUACCUCUCUAACGAAGAACGAAAAACCACCUUUCAGGGAUUCGACACUUACAUGGUUAUUGAAGGAAUCCUUGGGUGGUAAUUCCAAGACUGCAAUGAUUGCAUGUAUAUCACCUGUGGAUUACGACGAGACGCUAAGUACGCUACGAUAUGCUUCGCUUGUGAAGAAGAUAAGAUUGGAGGCUACGAAGAACGUUGUUGAUCAAGUUGCUGCACACAAUGAGCAAGAAUUCUUAGAGUUACAGCAAAAGAUAUCGGAUUUGACAACCAGUCUUGAUGAGGCCAAUGCGAAGGACCAGUUGUUGUUACAGUUUACCAACAUGAACAAGUUCUUGGAGAAAAGGCUCAUCGACCAAAGGAACCAAUAUGAUUUGCUCAAGUCAAAGCAUAAUGCAUUAAAAGCAAGAAAUGACAAGUUGAGUGGUGACUUCAGGGCUGUACUUGCAGCAAUUCAACCAAAUGUACAGAUCACAAGAGAAGUUGAAGGCCUCAAAAUACGCCACCAAGCCUCAAUUGAAAAGUUAAGUCGAUCCAAGGAACAGCUCCUACGGGAUAUAGAAAAUCUACAGAUGGAUAACUAGUGAUCGCACAGAACAGCGUUUCAAUUUUGA